Dioscorea cayenensis subsp. rotundata (Guinea yam) is the source of this 657-nucleotide messenger RNA. RefSeq names its product UDP-glycosyltransferase 75B1-like. The record is from RefSeq and is a predicted model, not a curated record. The transcript has 2 exons. Lineage: Eukaryota; Viridiplantae; Streptophyta; Magnoliopsida; Dioscoreales; Dioscoreaceae. The coding region runs from base 1 to 657 and encodes 218 amino acids.
AUGGCGGACAAACCUCAACCCCACUUCUUAUUCAUCACGUACCCCAUGCAAAGCCAUAUCAACCCCUCGCUCAACCUCGCCAAGCACAUCGCUGCCACCACCGGCACAGCCAUCACCUUCUCCACCACCGUCUUCACCCACCGCCGCAUGUUCUCCUCCACCCCUAACUCGGAUAAAGGCUUCAACGAUGGCCUCAUCACUUACCUCCCCUUCUCCGACGGCUUUGACGAAGAGGGUUACAAACGUGGCUCCAUGGAUGCCAAUGAGUACCGCUCCAUCUUCAGAAUAAAUAGUAAACGCAACGUUUCUAUCCUCGUUAAAGAGCUCACCGCCGGUGACCGUCCAGUGACGUGCAUGAUACACACUAUCUUCUUAAACUGGGUGGUGGAGAUCGCCGGCGAGCAUGGCAUUCCUUCAGUCCUCUAUUGGAUACAAGCUGCCAGCGUGUUCGCGACAGAGCUAUUUGAGUUCUUGGAUGAAGAGCAAGAAGGGAAGAAGCGUGUAGUGUUGAUGAACACCUUCCAUGAAUGGGAAACUGAUGCUUUAGCUUCAGUCAGUGCUGAUAUUGAAACCAUACCUAUUGGACUUUUGCCAAAACAAACCAACUCCAGUUCUAGUUAUCUUUUUAAGGAGGAUGAGAAGAAGUACAUGGAGUGA